AAGAGAGGGGCAAAAGCGUAAAUAACACUUCGUCUUCUUCAACUUGAAAACCUAAUUCCUCUCCACGGCCGCGAUAAACUUUUCUGUAACAUAAUUCAUUUUUGGAGUAUGCUUUGCUUUAUUGAUUUUUCACAAAUAAACAUGACAAAUCUAUAAUAGAAACAUUGAUUUUAACAAAAUCUCAACGGAGCACUGCCGUGGAGCGAUUUAACGCCGUAGAAUCGGUCAAUCCGCCCGAGUUUUAGAACAGAAGCCCCGGCGACUACACCGUCGAACUUAAGAUUGUUUCAGAAUGGUAUCACGGGUUUUGUUCUCAGGCCAACUCACCUUCCCAGCGAAGCCGCCACGAGAAGCCCCGAUUGCUCCGUUAACGCCUUCCCGGAACGUUCUCUCCUUCUCCUUGCGAAGUUCUGUAGACCGAUUCGCGAUGCGGAUUGUAAAAGCUGCAUCCUUUACUCGGACGGUAGCAAAGGUUGACGAAGAAGCAAUAAGUAGGAAGAAGCUUGCUGUCUUUGUGUCGGGAGGUGGUUCGAAUUUCAAGAAGAUUCACGAGGGAUGCCUUGGUGGUUCAGUUCAAGGGGAUCUUGUCUUAUUGGUCACUAACAAGAAAGAUUGUGGAGGUGCUGACUAUGCAAGAAGCAAUGGGAUUCCUGUCUUACUAUUCCCAAAACCGAAACGAGAAUCAUCCGAUGGACUCUCUCCUACAGAGCUUGUGGAUGUUCUUAGGGAGUAUGGUGUAGACUUUGUUCUGUUAGCUGGAUAUUUGAAACUUAUACCGGCUGAGCUCGUCAAAGCUUUUCCUAAACGGAUUCUGAAUAUCCAUCCUGCUUUACUUCCGGCUUUUGGAGGUAAAGGGCUUUAUGGUAUGAGAGUGCAUAAAGCUGUUCUAGCCUCAGGAGCUAGGUAUUCAGGUCCAACCAUUCACUUUGUGGAUGAAGAGUAUGACACGGGGAGGAUACUUGCUCAAAGUGCUGUCCGUGUGGUUGCUAAUGAUACACCAGAGGAGUUGGCUAAAAGGGUUCUUGAUGAGGAACACAAACUGUAUGUGGAGGUGGUUGCUGCCAUUUGCGAAGAGCGGAUUAAAUGGAGAGAAGAUGGUGUCCCCCUCAUUCAAAGCAAAGACAACCCUGAUGACUACUAUUAGAUCCUCCACAGAAUGAUCUUUAGGUUAAACUGAAUCGUGUCUCAGAUUGGUUUGAAAACAGUGUUUCAACCUAGUUUAUAGUCUUCGGGAAGUAGAACAAGUUUUUGUCCGAAGUUUCAGAUUGAGAUAUGUUUCUGAAGCUAAAUUUUUGUUUCUGUUGGGUUGAAAUCAUGUGGAAGCAGUGUUUUUGUUGUAUAAAACCAUCUUUUUAUUUUUAAUUCCAGCCAAAAGCCCUUAUUUCA
Molecule: messenger RNA, 1386 nt
Organism: Brassica rapa (field mustard)
Lineage: Eukaryota; Viridiplantae; Streptophyta; Magnoliopsida; Brassicales; Brassicaceae
Product: phosphoribosylglycinamide formyltransferase, chloroplastic
Biological process (GO): 'de novo' IMP biosynthetic process
Cellular component (GO): chloroplast; cytoplasm
Molecular function (GO): phosphoribosylglycinamide formyltransferase activity
Source: RefSeq, a predicted model, not a curated record